Artibeus jamaicensis (Jamaican fruit-eating bat) is the source of this 1245-nucleotide messenger RNA. RefSeq names its product cytochrome P450 1A2-like. The record is from RefSeq and is a predicted model, not a curated record. Gene Ontology annotation, biological process: hormone biosynthetic process; progesterone metabolic process. Gene Ontology annotation, molecular function: oxidoreductase activity, acting on paired donors, with incorporation or reduction of molecular oxygen, reduced flavin or flavoprotein as one donor, and incorporation of one atom of oxygen; heme binding; iron ion binding. NCBI's taxonomy places the organism in Eukaryota, Metazoa, Chordata, Mammalia, Chiroptera, Phyllostomidae.
UUGACACAGAUGUCAUUGUCCUGGCCCAGUUCCUUCUUGGUGACCGAGGUUCUCCUGGCCUCUUCCAUCUUCUGCCUAUUAUUCUGGGUGGUCAAGGCCUGGCAGCCUCAGGUCCCCAAAGGCCUAAAGAGUCCACCAGGGCCCUGGGGCUGGCCCCUACUUGGACACAUACUGACCUUACCACACCUGAUGCUGUCACGGCUGAGCCAGCAUUAUGGGGACGUGCUGGAGAUCCACAUUGGCUACACACCUGUGCUGGUGUUCAGUGGCCUUGACACCAUCCAGCAGGCCCUGGUGCGACAGGGCGAUGAUUUCAAGGGCCGGCCUGACCUCUACAGCUUCACCUUCAUCAGUAAUGGCCAGAGCAUGACCUUUAACCCAGACUCUGGACCAGUGUGGGCUGCCCGCAGACGCCUGGCCCAGAAUGCCCUGAAGAGUUUCUCCAUUGCCUCAGACCCAGCUUCCUCAUCUUCAUGCUACCUGGAGGAACAUGUGAGCAAGGAGGCCGAGAUCCUCAUUAGCAAGUUCCAGGAGCUGAUGGCAGGGGCUGGAUGCUUCUAUCCAUAUAACCAGGUGGUGGUGUCAGUGGCCAAAGUCAUUGGUGCCAUGUGCUUUGGUCAGCACUUCCUCCACAGCAGUGAGGAAAUGCUCAGCCUUGUAAAAAAUAGCCAUGACUUUGUGGAGACUGCCUCCUCUGGGAACCCCGUGGACCUUUUCACCAUCCUUAGAUACCUGCCCAACCCCACCUUGCAGAGGUUCAAGGCCUUCGACCAGAGGUUUGUGCACUCCCUGAAGGAAAUGAUCCAUGAACGCUAUCAGAACUUUCACAAGAACAGUGUCCAGGAUAUCACAGGUGCCCUGUUCAAGCACUGUGAGAAGGACUCCAGAGGCAGCAGUGGCCUCAUCCCCCCGGAGAAGAUUGUCAAUCUUAUCCACGACAUUUUGGGGGCCAGAUUUGACACAGUCACAACAGCUAUCUUCUGGAGUCUCAUGCACCUUGUGACAAACCCUAAGGUACAGAUGAAGAUCCAGAAAGAACUGGACACAGUGAUUGGGAGGGCAAAGCGGCCCUGGAUCUCCGACAGACCCCCACCACCCUAUAUGGAGGCCUUCAUCCUGGAGACCUUCCGACACUAGUCCUUCGUCCCCUUCACUGUCCGCCACAGGCCUGCCUAUUCUGCCCUUCCAUCUCCCAUCCUCAUUAUAUUUUCUUCCCCCAGUUUCUCAGCUCUGGGCCCUGGCUGA